This is a messenger RNA of Colletotrichum karsti, 351 nucleotides long. Its product is annotated as shikimate kinase. NCBI's taxonomy places the organism in Eukaryota, Fungi, Ascomycota, Sordariomycetes, Glomerellales, Glomerellaceae. The record is from RefSeq and is a predicted model, not a curated record. The transcript has a single exon. The coding region runs from base 1 to 351 and encodes 116 amino acids.
AUGCGGCGGCCGCGGGGGUUGGGUUUCGAGAAGGCCGCAGUCGCCAGCGCCCUGACCAAUCACGACGGCGUUCUGUCACUCGGAAGCGGCGCCGUGCUCGAUCCCGACACUCGUACCUCGGUCGAACACCAUCGUGUCGUCUUUCUCCGUGUCCGGCUGUCUGAGGCCGUCAAGCGCAGCAGCCUCGGCACCUCGAGCCCGCUGCUCCUCGGUAACGUCCGGUCCCACAUCAAGGCGCUGCUGGACGAACGCCUGCCCGUCUACGAGUCCGUCGCGACAGAGACCGUCAAUGCCUACGGCCGCACCCCCAAGGACGUGGCGGCGGAGAUCUCGACAGAGAUUGCGGCGUGA